GUCGAUCUUGUUGAUUUGUCCUUGCCGUGGAAGAUAACUUUCCUUGCAAGGCAAAGGCCAGUAUUCGUCGUUCCUCUUCACGUCAGCAUCCAGUGUUUAACAUGGCUCUCCGUAGCCUGACAAUACGCGUGUUUGGACGGGAGGUUCCAUAUGAUGAGGCCAAUAACCUUCUCAACAAUGAUAUUACGAUCAGCGAAGACCUGCUGGGGAAAGGAGUGUUCGGAGAGGUUCGGAAAGCUAUCCUACCGGGAAGUAGUAACAUUGUCGCCAAAAUGAUCCAGAAGCGUGAUUUGGACAUGAUUCAGACCGAGGCCGAAGUCUGUCUCAAGCUGCGCCACCCCAAUAUCGUGGCUUGCUUUGGGGUAGCUCAGACCGAUCAGUAUGCAGUUUUGUUUUUCCAGCAAAUUAACGGCCGCACGCUGAGCCGCUGGGCGCAGGACAUCCAGACGCAGCACCAGCGUAGUCUGAAAGAAGACGAUAUCCGCCCAAUCAUGUGGCAAGUCCUACACGCGCUGCACUACCUGCAGACGGCAUGCAUCGUUCAUGCAGAUCUACACGCCGACAAUGUAAUGGUAGCAGCGAACGGCACUGCUAUGUUGAUCGAUUUUGGCUGGGUGCAGAACUUUCGCUGGGGAAAGCCAGGCAUGUUGCGGCCCAGCAACUACGCAUACCCGCCUGAGAUGGUCAUCAGGGAGCUUGGAGUGGACCAUAAAUGUGAUCUUUUUCUGUGCCAGCAUGUUCUAUUCCAUCAUGUUCGGCCAAGGUCCGUUCGGCAUAGUAGCAGGAGUCGAGGUGGGCGUCCAGCUGUCCAUUGUUCAAGCUGGCAUGUGUCUGACACCAUGGAUAGGGAGUUCACAGUACUCGCACGAACUCCUAAAUCUGUUCAACACCUGCCUCGCGUUUAACGCCAGUUACCGACCAUGCGCGGCGGAGGCUUUAACAUUCCCAUGGUUUGCAGUGGGCAAUCUCACUCAGCCCCAACUGCAAGAACACAAGCGCUCCACUCCUCCAAGUCACCCGUCACAGUUGGAUCGCGCAAUAACGGAGGAUAUCAGCAGGCAAUGGCGGGUGCCGCAGAGUGACGUUAUCCACAAGAUUCUAUCCGACAAGAACGGGCCAAUGUCCAUCGGAUACCAGGCCGCACUAUUUGCGGCCGGGAAGUUUUUUCAUGCACAGCCAACACCUCACAAGUAGUCGAGUCCACAGCUUACACUGCACAAGUACUCGUCUACGCAUUCACAUCCUGCCGUCUUUCUCCUUAACACCGCCCAACUAGUAGUGGACGCAUUCACGUGCUAGGAUCGUUCGUUGUCGUUCGUCGAUCGUGGAUCAUACAUAACAAUUAGUCGUCGACACAUUCAUGUUCGUUGGCCUACAUUCCGCGCGAGUAGUCGAGUCGACAUCCAACAACAAUACAGUCGUCCACGCAUUCACAUCCUAUGGUCGUACGUUGUCCACACAGCCCAGUCGUCGUAGCAUUCUCCUAGUAUGGUUGUUGUCCUCCGUAUCGCGCAAGUUGUCGAGUUUACAGCCAAUGCAGUCGUCGACUCAUUCACAUUAUUUUGUCGUUUUCCUACACCUAUAAUGAUUUUUUAAUAAAAAAAUGAA
This is a messenger RNA of Sycon ciliatum, 1608 nucleotides long. RefSeq names its product sperm motility kinase 1-like. The transcript has 6 exons. Gene Ontology annotation, biological process: protein phosphorylation. The coding region runs from base 102 to 905 and encodes 267 amino acids. Gene Ontology annotation, molecular function: ATP binding; protein kinase activity. NCBI's taxonomy places the organism in Eukaryota, Metazoa, Porifera, Calcarea, Leucosolenida, Sycettidae. The record is from RefSeq and is a predicted model, not a curated record.